This is a messenger RNA of Lycium barbarum (goji berry), 2558 nucleotides long. RefSeq names its product very-long-chain aldehyde decarbonylase CER3-like. The record is from RefSeq and is a predicted model, not a curated record. Gene Ontology annotation, biological process: lipid biosynthetic process. Lineage: Eukaryota; Viridiplantae; Streptophyta; Magnoliopsida; Solanales; Solanaceae. Bases 324 to 2264 code for a protein of 646 amino acids. The transcript is spliced from 11 exons. Gene Ontology annotation, molecular function: oxidoreductase activity; iron ion binding.
UUAUGACUUUUGACUGAUUUCGAUUUGUAAUUUGUUUACAAUGCAUAGACAAACCAAAUUAUGCUUAUAAGCCAGUUUGACUAGUUUUAGCCAAAACACCCGCUUUAGAGUUUUGGCCUCUAUAUAUAUAACAUCAAUAUGUACUGAGUGAUACGAGUAAAAACAAAAGCAGAUAAGAAAAGGGUUGCAGGAUCCAAUUAGAAAAGAGUUUUUCCUCCCUUUUUUUGUCUUCAUUCCCACAUUUGUCUUUCUUAUAUAUACUGUUACCACUCAGUUGGGAUACUGUUAUAUUCUUUGUUUCUUUUAGAGCAAUUAAUAGUAACAUGGAGAAACAGAAUGAGGGAGUUCAAGUAGUGGAGGAUGGAAGUGAUUGUUUGUUGAGAAAAACCGAUGCACCUUUAUUUGCCUGGCCAUGGAAAAACAUAGGCAAUUGCAAGUAUUUGUUAUAUGGACCAUUUCUUGCAAAAUUUAUACAUUCUAUGUAUUGGAAAGAGAGCAUGGAGGACAUCUGGUGCUUGCAUGUUCUUAUCUUGUGUGCUCUGAGAGGCCUAGUUCAUCAGCUAUGGAGCACUUACAAUAAUAUGUUAUAUCUAAAUCGCACACGACGUGUGUCUCAGCAAGGCACAGAUUUUGAGCAAAUUGAUAAUGAAUGGCAUUGGGAUAACUUCCUUAUACUUCAAGCGAUUGUUGCAGCGUUCGUCUACUUGAACUUCCCUUCACUGGCCAAUAUUCCCCUCUGGGAUGUAAGAGGGGUUAUUUCUUGUAUUAUAAUUCAUAUAGUGAUCUCAGAGCCACUGUUCUAUUGGCUGCACAGAUUAUUGCAUUCCCCUCUUCUCUUUCCUUUGUACCACUGGCAGCAUCACGAGUCUAAAAUUACACACCCCUUUACUGCUGGACAUGCAACAUUUCUGGAACAUCUUUUGCUCUGUGUGGUUGAAGGAAUUCCAACCCUGGGCACUGCAUUUAUUGGUUACGGAUCAAUAAGCGUUAUGUACGUUUAUGUUCUGGCAUUUGAUUUCUUAAGAUGUUUGGGACACAGCAAUGUUGAGAUCUUUCCUCGUGGUCUCUACCAGCGCGUUCCACUACUUAGAUAUGUUAUUUACUGCCCAUCAUACCACAGUCUACACCAUCAGGAAAUGAAGACAAAUUUCUGCCUCUUCAUGCCUCUCUAUGAUAUGUUGGGAAAUACUUUAAAUACUGCAUCUUGGAACCUUCAAAAAGAAAUAAGUUCAAGGACAAGUGCAGAUGAAAGAGCACCAGAUUUUGUGUUUCUCGCGCAUAUUGUUGAUAUUAUGUCAUCGAUGCAUGCCCCAUUUGUUUUCCGGUCAUUCAGCUCAGUGCCUUUCUCCACAAGGCUCUUCUUGUUACCGAUGUGGCCUUUUACCUUUGUGGUCGUGCUUAUUAUGUGGCUGAAGUCCAAGACUCUCUUAUUCAGUUUUUACAACAUAAGAGGGAAACUCAACCAAACUUGGGUUGUGCCCAGGGCUGGUUUUCAGUAUUUCUUGCCCUUUGCUGCAGAAGGAAUAAAUAAGCUCAUUGAAGAAGCCAUUCUUAGGGCUGAUAGACUCGGUAUCAAAGUCAUCAGCCUUGCUGCACUAAAUAAGAAUGAAGGUUUAAAUGGUGGUGGGACACUCUUUGUCAACAAGCAUCCGAACCUCAGAGUCCGAGUAGUCCAUGGAAACACCUUGACAGCUGCUGUGAUCUUAAAUGAGAUUCCUCGAGAUGUGAAUGAGGUCUUCUUAUCAGGUGCUACUUCUAAGCUUGGAAGGGCCAUUGCACUCUACCUUGCUCGUCGAAGAGUCAAGGUUCUGAUGCUCACUCAGUCCACUGAGAGGUUCAUGAAAAUUCACAUAGAAGCUCCUGUUGAGUGCCAGAAGUAUCUGGUUCAAGUGACAAAGUACCAAGCAGCUAAACAGUGUAAGACUUGGAUUAUUGGAAAAUGGUCUACCCCUAGAGAGCAGAGCUGGGCUCCAUCAGGAACUCAUUUUUAUCAGUUUGUGGUUCCUCCUGUCAUUCCUUUUCGCAGAGACUGUACCUAUGGCAAGUUAGCUGCAAUGAGACUCCCGAAAGAUGUCACUGGCCUAGGAACUUGUGAGUAUACAAUGGGAAGAGGCAUAGUUCAUGCUUGUCAUGCGGGCGGGCUAGUUCAUCUUCUUGAAGGUUGGACACACCAUGAGGUUGGAGCUAUCGACGUUGAUCAGAUUGAUGUUGUGUGGGAUGCUGCAUUAAAGCAUGGGUUGGAACCGUUGUAUAAUUCAAGAUAGUAAUACCAUAUUCUUCUAAACACACCUUCAUAACCUAAAAGGUUUGGAUCGUUGCUAAGUCCAUAGAUAUAAAGUCUUCCAAAUAUUCUUUCACCAGUCACUGCUCUGUAAGCUGAAUAUAGAAAAUAUACUACAGUAUAUAUCAUUGUAAUUCCUCAGAAUCACUAUUAAUGUAAAAUGAAUGGGAUCUCAGCUACCAGAUUACUGCCAAGUUUCAGAGACGGGCAAGAUUUGCUAUUUGAUACGUGGUAUAUCGGAGUUAUUAUCUGAAGAAAUUCUUCUAUGAAUACUCGA